AUGGAUUACGAAGCUCUCAAGGCACAUCAAGUAGCUCCACCGAAGCAGGACUUUAUGAUAAGGAUUCUUAGCUUUAUUUGUGGAUUUGGAAUGCUAGGGCUAUGCGCUUAUAACUUUUGGUUUUUCAAGGUUCGGGUCCCUAUUGAUAUUUUUCUACCAGUUUAUUACGGGUAUCUGAUAAUUUAGAUUAUUUGGACUUAUGAUGAUGGCUGCUGAAAUCAGGUCUAAGUGCAUAGAAACUUAUGCAAGAUUUUUAUGUGAAACUUUUGGGAAAGGAAUGUUCUUUGUAUUGUAAGGAAUGAUAUAGAGCGCUGGGACGUUGUGUAUAAGGUCAACUUUCAUGUAAAUUAUAUGCAGAGGGCAAUACGGAAUGGCAGCAUUAUGCAUAGGUAUUGGGAUCUUUAUUUUGUGCUGUAGGCCAGUAAAGCAAAAUACAACGGCAUCUGAUCCCCCUGAAUCACAAUUUCUUGCUUAA
Molecule: messenger RNA, 475 nt
Organism: Blepharisma stoltei
Lineage: Eukaryota; Ciliophora; Heterotrichea; Heterotrichida; Blepharismidae
Source: the annotation of a GenBank genome assembly